This is a messenger RNA of Zea mays, 3178 nucleotides long. Its product is annotated as dual specificity protein phosphatase PHS1. Gene Ontology annotation, biological process: response to abscisic acid; cortical microtubule organization; protein dephosphorylation. The coding region runs from base 171 to 2507 and encodes 778 amino acids. The record is from RefSeq and is a predicted model, not a curated record. Gene Ontology annotation, molecular function: phosphoprotein phosphatase activity. The transcript is spliced from 10 exons. Lineage: Eukaryota; Viridiplantae; Streptophyta; Magnoliopsida; Poales; Poaceae.
AAUUCCAUUCUAGCAGUUGGCCAGAAGGCACCACCUUUCCCUUCGCCCGCAGGCUUUUCCGAUCCGCAACCAGACCAAACUCCACAACAUUUCCUCAAGCUGUUCCUUCAAGAAACCUGGAUCAAUCCAACCUUCAAUCGCACAGUCCGUGGGAUCUCCCUUGAGUUGCGAUGGAAGAGGGGACCACGGAACCUGGAUCAUUCUCCCGCUCUUCCUCCUUCGUUGGAUUCGAGGAGUGGGUGGCAUUGGUGAGGAAACGCAAUGGGAAGGCCUCUUCGUGCGGGCGUCUGGGUCUCCGUUCAACAGCCAGUUCAGAAGUACUAGAACUUGCAGAUCCUGAUAGCAAUGUCAUUAAUCCUGACCCUUGUGACCAAGUGCCAGAAGGAAUCCUUUGGGAGAGGCUUGGGAGGGUUUCCAUGAUGGAUAUUGAGUCAAGUGACUUCAGUUGGACCUCUCUCACCUCACUGCACCAUACAAAACAUACGGCUACAAGUACUGAUCCAUCUGAGGAUGACAUUAGCAGAAGUUUUGAGGUGACAGUAAAUUCUGGGGGCAUUGUUUUUAUUGCAUUAUUCAAAGCUAUUGAAAAUGUUGAUCUUCCGUCCAAGGAAACAGCUGCAGUAAUUAAAAUAGCACCUUCAAGGAUGGCCACACAGUCUGAACGCUUUGGGUACGAACUCGCUAAAUGGCUUGGAGUGAGAACUCCUCAAGGUAGAGUCAUUCAUAGCUCCUCAGAUGAAUGGCAACAAGUCAAGGAUGCAGUUGAAAAUGCUCGAAAUGCAUCGAUAGCUUCUGGUGAUGAACUUGAGGAGAUGAUUUGCGCCGAGGUUUUAGAAGCCCUUGAAUUGAGUCGUUGCCUAUUUCUGAUGAAUUAUGUACAUGGCUCCGCUCUGCUAGAGAAUGUAAUGCCCUUCGAGUCACGGCAAGCUGCUGAAAAAACUGCUGAAGCAUUAGGUAGGGUCUUAAUCUUGGACCUCGUAUUGAGGAAUGAGGAUAGACUGCGAUGCCGUCCCCUUGGCUGGCGUGGAAAUUAUGCAAAUCUACUUGUUGCCAACAGGGAAGCUUAUGCCAACCUUGACUCACUAGAUGAUGUUUAUGAUUCUGCUAUCAUUCGAUACAAGCCAGAGAUCAUUAGAAGCCCUCAGAAACAGAAGCAGAGAAGAGCUGUUUCAAUUAGUGGCAGUAUUGGCUCAGAUGUCUCUGACCUCACAUUGGAGGACUCUUAUGCUUCUAGUGGACAUGUGUUUUCUAGCUUUAAUAUUGUAGCCAUUGAUUCAGGUGUACCACGCAGGCCACCAGCCAGUAAGCGGGCAAAAGAUCAGGAGAGCUACCCCAAACUAGUGGAGUUAACAUUGAACAACUUCGACUAUUCUUCCAAACUUCUGUUUGAGGUGUCCUUCGGAAAACUUGGCACCCCAGGACAUGAAGAAUUUGAUGUACCAUCAGACUACAGUUAUAAUUCUCCUCUCUCUGAGAGUGAUAUGGUAGCAACAGUGCAUUCAUUCCGAGGAGGUUUUCGUAGUGCUCUGAGAGACCUUCAGCGAUUCCACAUUUUUCUCAUCACACUGUAUCAGAAGCUGGAUGGUCUAUUAAAAAUUUUCUUCAACCUUAUGUAUAAAUGUUCCAAUGAAUAUGCUAGGGAGGAUGCUGGUACUUCGGAUUCACCAUUGUGUUCAGUGGAACCACAAGGAGAUUCAAAUGAUACUGAUGUUCCAAGGCAUCUGCGUAAGCCUUCCCGAACCUUAUCCCGUGAGAGUCUAGACCAAUCAUCUCCUUGUCGGGAUAGCUUUAUCACCAGACAUUUCAAAGGAAAUGGUGAUUCCUCCCGUGGUCUUCGGUUGACAAUGAAGCUGCGAGAUUUUAACAAGUAUGCCAAGAUAGACAGUGAAUUAAGCAAAGAGAUAGAACAAUGGAAUGACAUGCUGAGGACUGAAGUAGUAAAGUUGUGUCAAGACAACAAUUUUCAAACAGGUUUUUUUGAAGGCACUGAUAAUAGCACUGUUGUUGAUGCUUACGAGUUGAAGGUUCGACUUGAGCACAUUCUCGAGAGGAUAUCUUUGAUCUCUGAUGCUGCAAGUACUGAGCGUCCAUCACAGAUCACAGAUUAUCUGUAUAUUGGUGGUGCUCUUGCUGCUCGGUCAACACACACACUUAAACACCUUGGCAUCACCCAUAUAUUGUGCUUGUGUGCAAAUGAAAUUGGACAGUCAGAAUCGCAGAAGCCUGACCUUUUUGAGUAUAGGAAUUUCUCGAUAAACGAUGAUGACAAUGCAGACAUUGGUGAUCUCUUUCAAGAUGGUUCUGAUUUCAUCAGUUAUGUGGAUCACUUGCGUGGCAAAGUACUUGUGCAUUGCUUUGAGGGAAAAAGUCGAAGUGCGACUGUUGUUCUUGCCUACCUGAUGCUGAGGAAGUCUAUCAACCCAGAAUUGACAUCUGUAAGGAUAGGAAGAUUGGAAUUGCAUCUUUCCUUAUUUUUUAUUGUUCUGGACGCAGUCAUCAUCUCGUAAUUUCCCCUUUUUCUCUUAAGAAACUGUACUCUCCUGGAAGCAUGGAACAUGCUGAAGAAGGUGCACCGACGCGCGCAUCCCAAUGAUGGGUUUGCUAAGAUCUUGCUGGAUCUUGACAAGAAACUGCACGGGAAAAUCUCCAUGGAAUGGCAACACAAGAGGCCUGCAAUGAAAGUGUGUCCUAUCUGUGGCAAGAAUGCUGGUCUCAGCAGCAGUUCACUCAAGCUCCACUUGCAGAAGGCACACAAGAAGAUAUCCUCUGGGAGCGUAGACAGUGCAAUGACUCUGGAGAUACAAAAAGCAUUAGAGGCAAUCAAAGCUGGCUGGGGCGGCAGUGACAGCCCAGUGCAUAAAUCACAAUCACACAUAGAAGGAUUUUGACGUUUAAUCUUACGUUCCUACGGUCCUAUUAAUAUAUCAACAAGGCUGGUAGUCGGCGACCGCUUUAAGAGUGAAGCCUCAGCUCUAGACUUCAUGACACUUGUAAGUAGCACAUUUUUGGAACAUUUGGUUUUUAUUCUAUAGUUCAUGAGCUUGGAUUGACAAGAACCAUCCAUAGAGGGAAUGUAGUUUCUGUUAUAAAAUUGUGCGAUUCUUUUUUCAUGAAACUUGUACGAGAUGAGCAUUCAGAUUCUUUGGCUAUCAAAUUUUGAAUCUGUUGUCCUGUAUAA